AUGAUGAUUUUUCUGAUUUUUCUAAUAUUUCAAAUAAAUUGUCAAGACUUCAUUGAUUACAAUUCACCAAAACUUCUGAAUUAUUUGAAUGUUUGGAAAAAUUCUGAAGGAAAAAUUCAAUUUUCAAUUUCUGAUUGGUUUUGUAAUGAAAAAGCGUCUUAUUCGGAAAUUUUGGAGAGUUGUUCGAGUUUUGCAGGUGAGCUUUAAGAUUUGGGAGAUUUUUUGAAAAUUUCGAAUUUAUAAAACUGAAAAUCUAGAAGCUAAAACGCUUUUCAAAACAUUUAGAACUAAAAAUUGCUUUUUCAGCUUCUCUGAACCAUUGCUGCGCAAAAUUUCAAGAUUGCUCAGGUCAAGCUCAACUCCAAAUUCCAACCGAAAAACCUGAUCUAGACAAAUAUCACUAUAAUUAUUAUGAAAAUCUUCCGCCACCUAUAACUCAAGAACUUUGCCAAUCAAAAUUCGAAAACUGUACAAAACUAGCAAUUCGAAUUCCAACUCCAGAAACUCUGAAAUGCCGUGACAAAUUGUAUUCGGAAAUUGGGGGAACUUCCAAAUUUCUACCGUAUUCUUUGCCAAAUGGGAAGUUAGAGGAAGUCAACAAAAAUGCACCGGAAUCGAUAAAAAAUGCCUCGCUCAAAGUUGAAUUUGAGAAUAUUUAUGAUAAAUGUCCAGGGAGAACUGGUGGGUUUUUUCUAACAUGAGCAAUACUUUCCCCAAUUAUAGAAUCAAAAUAUCACUUGAAAAACUGAAAAAUAGGUGACUAUUUAACCUGAGCAAUGUUAUAUUUUCCUUUAGAAUAAAUUGGAUAGAAAAUAACCUAACAUCUCUAACAUGAGCAAUUCUAUUCGAUUUUCAGAAAAUCUCAAGUUCAUCUAUAUAAUCUGAGCAAUCCCUUUUUCCAGCCACAAUCUCCUCGUGCUCUCAAAACUUCGAACUUUGUUUCAAAGUUUUUCCAAUCAACAUCUGUGUUCUAGAUUUUUGUGAUUGUCUUCUGGAUUAUGUUCAAAAUAACUUUUCGAAAAAUAAAUUCGAAAAUUGCUUUAAAAACAACUCAAAAAUUUUGCCAAAAUUUGAUUGAAUGUGAGUUUUCCGAAACAUAUUUUGUGAAUUUCUCAAUGUUGAAAAAAAUUAAUUUUAGAUUCUGACCAAACUUUGGCUGCAGAUGCGAGAUUCAUAGUUCAAAUCAAAAUCAUCGGAUUCCUGGUGCUGGUUUUUGGUGCUUCUCUGAGAAUUUGUGUGCUUUUAUGGAGAAGAUUUGAAAUUUUAGAGGAGGAAUUUUUCAAAAUUGAAGAAGAUGAAGAGGAGAAUAACAACGAAGCCAAUGAAAACUGA
Molecule: messenger RNA, 1332 nt
Organism: Caenorhabditis angaria
Lineage: Eukaryota; Metazoa; Nematoda; Chromadorea; Rhabditida; Rhabditidae
Source: the annotation of a GenBank genome assembly